UCCGGGAAAAUAUUGCGGGAAAGUUAAAGCGUUGACAACAUUACAUUCGCGUUAUCGCCAAUCGAGCUUGCUAAAUUAAACCCAGUACCAACAUGAGAACUUUAGAAGAGGUUCAGGCCACACUGCAGAUAGCGAAAGUAAAAGAAGAGGACCUGCAGCCCACCUCUUAUUGUCUAGGUUUUGGAGCUAAUGUGUCGUCCGGUGAUUACUGUCUGAUGGAGUUGGACGACACACUCUGCAAACACAUUGAAGCAGGCAAAAGUCUUAUAAUCAGAGGUGAUAAAGAUGAGCAUGCAGUUCUGUGCAGUGAUGACAAGACAUAUGACCUAAAAAUUGCAGACACAUCAAACCUGCUGCUGUUUGUUCCUGGAUGUAAAACUCCAGAUCAGAUGACUGACAACCUAGCAUCUCCUCAACUCACGCACGCCCAGAUUUGGGGUUUUUCAAAUUGUUACUGGGAGUUGAGAAGGCACAGACCAAAGUUAAAGAAACUGAAGAAAAUUCUUAUGGAGAAUCCAUAUAAUGGUCCACCGGUUGGUAUGCAAGAGGAGGAGCCAGGACAGAUGUACACUAUGGAUGACCUUCUUGAGAGAAUCCAAGCAAGUAAAGAUGAAAUUGAGGCCCAUCUCAAGGUCAUUCAUGCGUGUGAGAUUGAUGGUUUUUGGAGGCUCCUGGAUUUUGAUUAUGAGAUGAAGCUCCUGGGUCAUGUGACCCAGCUGGUAGACUCAGAGUCUUGGUCCUUCAGCAAAGUCUCUCUUAAUGUCUGUUUGGAGGAGCUGGGACCCCUUGAACCAAAAGCCAUGAUAGAACAUUGUCUCAACUGCUAUGGAAAACGCUACAAUAAUGAAGAUGGUCAGGUGAUGUACGCACUGGAUGAGGACAAAGUAUGCAGGGCCACAGCUCAGCUGUUGCUGCAGAAUGCUGUGAAGUUUAACCUGUCAGAAUUCCAGGAGGUUUGGCAGCAGAGCGUCCCUGAGGGAAUGACCACUAGACUGGAUCAGCUCAGGGGUUUAGCUCUGUUAGAUCAAAGCUCUAAACCAGAGACCAUCUCACUGCUACGUGUAGAAGAUCUGCCCGAGGACACAUUGGAGCGAUUCAACAGUCUCUUUAGCCUGAGAGAGAAAUGGACACAAGAUGAUAUUGAGCCGUAUAUACAGGAUCUGUGUGGAGAAAAGCAGACCACUGGAGCACUCCUGACCAAACAUGCCCGCUCGUCUAUGCUAAAUGGGAAAAAGGUUUAUAACUCAAGACGACCAGUAGCAACUUGAUAUUUAAAUAUGCUUCUUUAAAUCCA
Paramisgurnus dabryanus is the source of this 1294-nucleotide messenger RNA. It is a transcript of the gene dscc1, whose product is annotated as DNA replication and sister chromatid cohesion 1. The record is from RefSeq and is a predicted model, not a curated record. Gene Ontology annotation, cellular component: Ctf18 RFC-like complex; chromatin; chromosome, centromeric region. Gene Ontology annotation, biological process: maintenance of mitotic sister chromatid cohesion; mitotic sister chromatid cohesion. NCBI's taxonomy places the organism in Eukaryota, Metazoa, Chordata, Actinopteri, Cypriniformes, Cobitidae.